AUGAGUGGUGAAGAGAUUGAAAAGAAUGGUAAUAAAGAAAGUGAGGAUGUUGAUAAUGUAACUGUUGAUGAUACAACCAAGACUGUUGUUAGUACCAAUGCUACUGAAGAGACAGCAGCAGCAGCAUCGCAAGAAAAAGUUAGACUAUUAGUUAAUCAAUUGGCACUUUGGGAUGCAAUCAAUUCACAGCCUACCACUUCAGCUAAUGAAGUAACUGAGAAGAAUGAAGCAAUAGAAAAAAAUAUCCCCCAUGAUGAAAUUCGUAAAGAACCUUAUAACCUACCAAAGGAAUUUGAAUGGACUUCAUUAGAAUUAAACAAUGAAGAUGAGUUGAAAGAACUUUAUAAUCUUUUAACAAAUAAUUAUGUGGAGGAUGAUGGUGCAAUGUUUAGGUUUGAUUAUUCACCUGAAUUUUUGAAAUGGGCACUUAUGCCACCAGGUUAUUUAAAAGUUUGGCAUGCUGGAAUUCGUGUUACUGCAUCAAAAAAACUUGUUGCAUUU
Molecule: messenger RNA, 501 nt
Organism: Entrophospora candida
Lineage: Eukaryota; Fungi; Glomeromycota; Glomeromycetes; Entrophosporales; Entrophosporaceae
Source: the annotation of a GenBank genome assembly